Eruca vesicaria subsp. sativa (arugula) is the source of this 1083-nucleotide messenger RNA. The record is from the annotation of a GenBank genome assembly. NCBI's taxonomy places the organism in Eukaryota, Viridiplantae, Streptophyta, Magnoliopsida, Brassicales, Brassicaceae.
AUGGAAAAGAUAUCAGGAGAAGGAGGUGUUGGGGAGAAAGACGGAAUCUUUAGAGCAGAUAAAAUCGAUUUGAAGAGUUUAGACAAACAGCUUGAAAAACAUCUGACUAGGGUUUGGUCAAGAAACCUUGAGAUCAACAAUAAAGCUGAGGAAGAGUGGGAGAUUAAUAUGGCUAAGUUGGAAACAAGGAACGUUAUUGCUCGUGGUACUUUUGGUACGGUCUAUAAAGGCAUCUAUGAUGGUGAAAAUGUUGCAGUGAAAGUGCUUGAUUGGGAAGAAGCUGGAAAAGAAAGCACAACAACUCGGGCUUUAUUUCGUCAAGAGGUGACUGUUUGGCACAAACUCGACCACCCAAAUGUCACAAAGUUUGUUGGAGCAUCAAUGGGAACAACAAAUCUUAAAAUACCUUCAGCUGAUUCAGAAAACCCUUUGCCUCAUCGAGCUUGUUGCGUGGUUGUCGAAUAUGUUCCUGGUGGAACAUUGAAACAGUACUUGAUACGUAACAGACGCAAGAAACUCGCUUUUAAAGCUGUUAUCAAACUCGCUCUCGAUCUCUCCCGAGGGCUAAGUUAUUUACAUUCAGAAAAGAUUGUGCAUCGUGAUGUGAAAACAGAAAAUAUGCUUUUGGAUGUUCAAAGGAAUUUGAAAAUAGCGGAUUUUGGAGUAGCGCGAGUGGAAGCUCUGAAUCCAAAGGACAUGACUGGAGAAACUGGCACUCUUGGAUAUAUGGCUCCUGAGGUUAUCGAUGGUAAGGCAUACAACAGAAGCUGCGACAUUUACAGCUUUGGGAUAUGCUUGUGGGAAAUCUACUGUUGUGAUAUGCCUUAUCCUGAUCUUAGCUUUGUCGAUGUUUCUUCAGCGGUUGUCUUACAUAAUCUGAGACCGGAGAUACCGAGAUGCUGCCCGACCGCAUUGGCGAGUAUAAUGAAAAAAUGUUGGGAUGGCAAUCCGCAGAGACGACCAGAGAUGGAAGAAGUCGUGAAGAUGCUUGAAGUAAUUGAUACCACUAAAGGGGGCGGAAUGAUACCGGAAGAUCAGAGUCCCGGCGGCUGUUUCUGCUUCGCUCCAGCUCGAGGCCCUUAA